GUAAGGUUAUAUUUUUAUUUAUUUUUAUUUCAUGUUCAGAACUUUUAUAUUAACACGUGUAUUUUAGAAUUCUUUAAAUGGCAGAAGUUAUGUCCAGCUCCGACAAGAAACAAGUAGAAUAUUUAGUGGUAGAUACUUCUGCUUUUAUUCAAAAUGCUCCACUUCAUGAAAUUGCAGAAAAUUUAAUAACUUGUCAGGAUGUUUUAAACGAAGUUACUAAUAAACGACAGUUAAGAAGACUCAUUACAUUACCUUACAACUUGGUGUAAAAGAUGUUUUCCCCAGAGAAUAUUAAAUUUGUUACAGAUUUUUCUAAAACUGGGGAUUAUCCCAGUCUAUCCGCUGUUGAUAUAAAGGUUAUAGCUCUAACCUACCAACUGGAGAAAGAGAAAUGUGGUUUAAAACAGCUGAGAACAGAACCUACUCUACCAAGACCUACCACUGAGAGUAUUGUAAAAGAAAUAGAUCCUGAUAUAACAGGUUUCUUUAUACCUAAUGAAAAAGGAGUUUUUGAAAAGGACAAUUCAGAUAACAAACAGUUAUUAAAAGAUGAAAUACAAUCUACUAAUACAGAUUUGUUAGACAAUAAUAUUAAAAAUACAGAGAUCACAACAACGAUAGAAACCUCUCAGCUUGAGCCCAUAAAUUGUGGAGUUGAUGAUUCUGAUAAUGAAGUGCUAAUUCCAGUUGAUCCAAAUAUUUCAGAAAACAGUUUAAGUGAUAGUUGUGAAGAUGAAGAUGACGACGAUAGUUGGAUUAAUCCUUCAAACGUACAUUUAGCUAGAAAACAGGUCAACUCACAAAUUAUUGAAGAGAAAUAUGUCAAAGUUGCAUGCAUGACCACAGAUUUUGCAAUGCAAAAUGUUUUGAAACAAAUUAAUCUAAAUGUUUCAGCAUUAGAUGGUCGAAUUAUAAGGCAACUAAGGACUUAUAUUUUAAGAUGUUAUGCUUGUUUUAAAACCACUAGUAUAAUGACUAAAAAAUUUUGUCCUAAAUGUGGAAAUGACACUCUCAAAAAAGUUGCAAUAUCAGUGAAUGAGAAUGGUGCAAUGCAAAUUCAUAUUAAUCCCAGAAAACCUUUAAGUGGUCGGGGCAAAAUUUAUAGUUUACCUAGAAUAAAGGGUGGAAAACAUCCUAACAAUCCCAUUAUAGUUGAAGAUCAGCCGAUCCCUGAUAAUAAACCAAGUAGAUUAGCAAGAACAAAAACCAAUGCAUUAGAUGAUGACUAUAUAGCAGGUUUCUCCCCAUUCGUAAUGAGAGAUGUCAACUCUAAAUCAGCACAGCUGUGUAUACGACCUAAUGCGGAAUUCAAACAGUGGAUGAAGAGAAACCCCAAUGAGUCACGAAGAAGAAGAAAAUAAAUUCUAUCUAGUACAUUCUAUAUUUUGUUACAGAAAAAUUAACAACAUAUAAAUAAUAUAAUAAUUAUUUGUAGGUUUUUGAAGUACAUCUCUGUAUACAAGAUAAAAA
Sitophilus oryzae (rice weevil) is the source of this 1470-nucleotide messenger RNA. RefSeq names its product RNA-binding protein NOB1. The record is from RefSeq and is a predicted model, not a curated record. NCBI's taxonomy places the organism in Eukaryota, Metazoa, Arthropoda, Insecta, Coleoptera, Curculionidae. Gene Ontology annotation, molecular function: RNA endonuclease activity. Gene Ontology annotation, cellular component: preribosome, small subunit precursor. Gene Ontology annotation, biological process: maturation of SSU-rRNA; ribosomal small subunit biogenesis.